UCACGCCUAAACUCCUCAUAAUGAAUACCAGUACUGGUACUGAAGGAUCUACUGCUACUCCUCUUGGUGUUAAUGUAUCUAUUGCUUCUAGUGAAGGUUCCCUACCAGCUGAUACUAGUCCUUCACCUGCUACUGCAGUCACUGCAGACUCACUAACUACUACUGCUAGCAAAGAGGGGCCAAGCAGCAGUCCUCAAGAGGAUAUUAAGACUGAGCCAGAGUCCCCUCCUGUUAGUCAGUCAUUAGUUCCUUCAGAGACUGCUACUGGUCCACCUGGUCCUGUCCCUCCUGCUGCUGAUCCUCCUCCCUGUGUGUCCCCUCGGCUGGUCCAGUUCCCUCUAUCAUAUCUGACACACACCUCUCCUAAUGGACAGGCUGUGUUGACCUGUACACUACCAGCCCACCUCAUUCAACAUCUCUACUACAUACAGCCACAGUAUGCCUUAUCGCAGCAAGCCACGCCUAUCCUGACCACGCCCAAUGAUAAACACAUCAACGUACCAGCACCAAUACUUACCACACCCAAUGAUAUAAAGAAUGAAUCAGUAGAAGUGCCAGUCCUUGAUAAAGCCGUGGGAAGUGACACGCCUCCAGUGGUACCUAACACGCCCCCAGGAGUACCUAAUGAAGGGGCGGGGUCUGGAGGUGUGGCUACCAAUGGCAGUAUAUCAUUAUUGUCACUAGCUGCAGCAGCUGUCGCUGACAAUAACAAUAACAACAAUGAGAUCAAGAUUAGCUCAUCAUCCUGUCCCAGCAAAGUCAAGAAGAUGUAUCACUGUGACCACAAUGGCUGCAACAAGAUGUAUACCAAGAGCUCCCACCUCAAGGCCCACAGGAGAGUCCACACAGGAGAGAAGCCCUUCAAGUGCCCUUGGGAAGGCUGCCACUGGGCCUUCAGAAGAUCCGAUGAGCUGACAAGGCAUUACAGACGUCAUACUGGAGAGAAGCCAUUUCAAUGCCGGUUCUGUGAUAAAUCUUUUUCAAGAUCUGACCACUUAAAUCUGCACCUGCUCAAGCAUAAAGCAUCAAAUGGAAGCAAUGGGAUCAGCACACCAGGGAACACACUCCCUGUUGCUAAUGAUAAUGAUAAUGAGGAUAAGGAAGAUGAUGGAGAGAAUAUUAAUAAAGAAUAAUUAUAAUUAAUAUUAUGAGAGAUCAAGGAAAAUGAGUGUCUUUCUACUUUUGUAUUAUUAAUUAAUAUUAUUGAUAAAUUUUGUGUCUUUAUGUAUGUAUGAAUGUUGAUAAUAAAAUAAUCAUUUUCAUGUUGAGAUUGGAUGUG
Amphimedon queenslandica is the source of this 1279-nucleotide messenger RNA. RefSeq names its product Krueppel-like factor 8. Gene Ontology annotation, biological process: regulation of transcription by RNA polymerase II. The record is from RefSeq and is a predicted model, not a curated record. The transcript has 5 exons. Lineage: Eukaryota; Metazoa; Porifera; Demospongiae; Haplosclerida; Niphatidae. Bases 21 to 1133 code for a protein of 370 amino acids. Gene Ontology annotation, molecular function: DNA-binding transcription factor activity, RNA polymerase II-specific; RNA polymerase II cis-regulatory region sequence-specific DNA binding.